UUCCAUUUCCGGUGUAAACAAACCAGCCAAUAUGGCGGCGCCUAUGAUCGAAAGAAGACAUAAAAAACUUAUGCUAGCGCUAAUGAGACUUUGUCGACGUUAAUCACAUUUUAUAACAUGAUGGCUGAACCGAGAAGUGGGGAUGGAGUAGUUCGUUACUUCUGCACCGCCGGUAACGGGAUGGAGUCGUUUUUAAUGGAGGAGGUGAAGAAGAAGUUAGCAGCUGGAGAUGUGUGUCAGAUGCCAGGUAAAGUGUUGUUCAGCUCCUCUGCUGGGAUCGACAAAAUCAGUGGCCUGAAGGCUGCAGAGAGACUAUUCCUUCUGUUGAAAGAAGACUCACCUUUACGGGUAUCUGCACACACCAGCCCAGCUAAGGCAGCCUCUGUGCUGCAGUCCAGACUGCUGGGAGACAAGAAUCAGUGGACCAGUGCUGUAAUGACAUGGAGCCGCCUGCAGGGGGAGCUGGCAGGCAGCAGAACUACUGUCAGAACACCAAGCUCUGACCUGGGAGUGACGAUGAGGAUAGAGGAGGGGAGAGGGAGUAGGGGGAAGGAAGAAGAAGAGGGUAGCUGCUUUGUAGAGUCUAGAAAAAGUCCAGAAGAGCAGAGGGAGGAGAAGAAUGGGACCAGGAGGCUGAGAAGUGGUGAACAAAAUGGAACACGGACACUGGAGAAGAAGAGAAAAAGGAAUCAUGAGGAAGAAGAAGAGGAGGCGGAGAGGAAGAAUGUAGAGAAAGGGAAGUCAGCUGAGAGAGAGAGGAGGAGAGAAGAAGAAGCAGAAAAAGGGAUGGAUGUGGAGUUGAACAGUUACCAUGGAACAGACGUCAGUAAGGGAACAACAGACCUGGAGAAUAUGGACUGUAGCAGCAGGGCGAUGGAUUUUGCUGCAGAAAGUGUGCAGAAUGUGAAUACCUCUGGAAAAAAAGAUGAGACACCGCUAAAAGUCAGCAGGAGCAAACCAGAGCUGCCUUCUAGCAUUCUGGUUUCUUUCAGGAUAAGCUGCAAAUGUACUGGAUCUCUGUCCCGGUGCUUCAGCGCUCAGGAGGUGAGCUCCGUGAUUGGAGCCGGUCUGAGCAGGCUGCUGAGCUGGAAGGUCGACCUGAGGAAUCCACAGCUGGAGAUAAACGUCUACCUGGGUGACGACCUCUGCCUGCUGGGGAUUCCACUGACCAGGUUACCUCUGGCUAAGAGGAGCUACAUUAAAGCCACAGGACUGAGGUCUACAGUAGCCUGGGCCAUGAGCUCUCUGGCUCCCAUACAGCCAGGCUUCCGUGUGAUCGACCCCAUGUGUGGAGUGGGAACCAUCUUAAUAGAAGCAGCACAAGAACACGAGGCUGCCUGUUUCCUGGGUUUGGACAUCGAUGACGGACAGCUGCAGAAGGCCAAUGAGAACACGGCAUUUGCAGAGCUGGGAAACAGGAUACACCUGCUGAAAGCUUCAUCUCUGGCGCUGCCUCUGACCGACGCCAGUGUAGACGCUGUGAUCUGCGACCUGCCGUUUGGAAGGAAGUUUGGCACCAAAACGAACAUGGCUGCCAACCUGCCACUCAUCCUCGCUGAGAUGGAGAGAGUCCUCUGUAUCGGUGGAUCCCUGGUUCUCCUCCUGAGUCCUCAGUUGUCUUGUCUCCUGAACAAAGUUCUAACCGGACCGAGGUCUCACCAGGAAGCAAAGCCUCCAUCUGGGAGAGAAAACAGCCCGUCUCCUUGUGUUUCUCCUACGAAGCAGCAGGUCAAACCCUCACCUCAACUCAGUCUGCUGCCUCCUUUGUCCUCACUGAGGCACAAAGCAACUUUCAGAGUCAGUUUAGGAGCGAUCGACGGACUCAUCCAUAAAUACGUCAAAACAGACUGUUAAUCAGUGGUACUAGAAGCUACAUGUCAGAGUAAUUUCUGUUACUUAUGAUGGAAAAUGACUGGUUAUGUUGAAAAGCCGCCUUUUUCUAUGACUAAUCUGCAACAUGUUUAGGUUUUCUGACAGUUUUUUUUAUUUGCAGAUUACAUAAAUAAAAGUAUUUUUUAAUUAUC
This is a messenger RNA of Amphiprion ocellaris (clown anemonefish), 2024 nucleotides long. It is a transcript of the gene thumpd2, whose product is annotated as THUMP domain containing 2. The transcript is spliced from 11 exons. Gene Ontology annotation, molecular function: tRNA (guanine) methyltransferase activity; RNA binding. The coding region runs from base 118 to 1854 and encodes 578 amino acids. Gene Ontology annotation, biological process: tRNA methylation. NCBI's taxonomy places the organism in Eukaryota, Metazoa, Chordata, Actinopteri, Pomacentridae. The record is from RefSeq and is a predicted model, not a curated record.